UGUCAAAAAACAAAACCCAUCCCCAACCAAAGCUCCUUCGGGCCUUUCCCGUCUUUGCCUGCCUUCCUUCCUUCCUUAGGAGGAAAAGAAUCUAGAGGGGCGAGGAGGGAAAACGCCAGGCCUUCCCGUACUUUCACCCCAGAUACAGCCCAUAUCGAGCAGGUAGCGAUGGAAAGUCCCCCCACUGGCAGCCCUGUAAACUGGCCUUGUUUCUGCUUAGUUGGUGUGUGUGUGCCGACGCUCAGCCGUGCAGCGCUCUUCUGGACUGGUCCUCGGAAAGAGGAGGGUCAUAACUUGAGCACCACUACGAAUCUGAAGUGCCUCUGGCUACGGAGCUCUGGCUCUGAGUACCUCAGUGGAAUAGAAAGGAAAUUGGCGUUUCAUUCUUCCGCACUUGUAAAUAAAUACUCCAGCUAUAACAAGAAAUCUCUUUCCUUGUUGUAAGGCUGACUACCGAACUUUGGGUCUACUUCAUGACCACUAACUUCUGUUUGACCAAGCAACUCCAUCACAGUCAUCAUUUAAAGUUACAAAUCAGUGGUUCCUACCAGCUGUUAGAGGAGACAUCCCUCCAGGCUGUGCUGCCCAUGGAUUUGUCUGUGAUGGUACCAGAAUUUUAGUAUUUGGGGGAAUGGUUGAAUAUGGAAGAUACAGCAAUGAGUUAUAUGAGUUACAAGCAAGUCGUUGGUUAUGGAAAAAAGUGAAGCCCCAUCCUCCUUGUUCUGGCUUACCUCCUUGUCCUCGCCUGGGACAUAGCUUCUCUUUAUAUGGUAACAAAUGCUAUUUGUUUGGUGGCCUGGCAAAUGAAAGUGAAGAUUCAAACAAUAAUGUUCCCAGAUAUUUAAAUGAUUUCUAUGAGUUGGAGCUACAGCAUGGUUCGGGUGUUGUGGGUUGGAGCAUUCCCGUGACUAAAGGGGUUGUGCCUUCUCCAAGAGAAUCCCACACAGCUGUUAUAUAUUGCAAAAAAGAUUCUGGAAGUCCUAAAAUGUAUGUUUUUGGCGGAAUGUGUGGUGCUCGCCUGGAUGACCUAUGGCAACUUGACUUAGAAACCAUGUCAUGGUCAAAACCAGAAACCAAAGGGACAGUGCCACUUCCACGAAGCCUUCAUACAGCUAGUCUUAUAGGAAACAAGAUGUACAUUUUUGGUGGAUGGGUUCCACAUAAGGGGGAAAAUAUUGACAUGUCACCUCAAGAUUGUGAAUGGAGAUGUACCAGUUCAUUUUCUUACCUAAACCUGGAUACAGCAGAAUGGACCACACUAGUAUCAGAUUCUCAGGAGGAUAAAAAAAAUUCAAGACCAAGACCAAGAGCUGGACACUGUGCUGUUGCAAUUGGCACACGUUUAUAUUUUUGGAGUGGAAGAGAUGGUUACAAAAAAGCACUGAAUAGUCAAGUUUGCUGCAAGGAUCUUUGGUAUCUUGAUACUGAAAAACCACCAGCACCAUCACAAGUACAGCUGAUCAAAGCCACUACCAACUCUUUUCAUGUCAAAUGGGAUGAAGUGCCUACAGUUGAGGGCUAUCUUUUGCAGUUGAAUACAGACUUGCCAUACCAAGCCACAUCAUCAGAUUCUUCAGCAGCACCAAAUAUGCAAGGAGUCAGGACAGACCCUCACAGACAAGGCAGUAAUAGCAUCGUUCCUAACAGUAUCGGCGAUACAGUAAACAGUGCGAAGAUUGAACAUACAGCCAUGAAAGGAACUUCAAUGAAAAACAAACCAGAAUUUAAAGCAUUGACGGACUCUAAUGCCAUUUUACAUUCAUCUUUGCCAUCUAAUGCUUCUAAUCAUAAUAGUUGUAUGGUGGAUAUGCUAAGGAAAAAUGAAGGUCCUCACACUUCAGCAAAUGUAGGUGUUCUAAGUAGUUGCCUGGACGUAAGAACAGUAAUCCCUGAAACUUCUGCAUCCAGUACUGUUUCCGGCGCACAAACUAUGGUAACCCAGCAGGCCAUUAAAACUGAAUCAUCCAGUACAAAUGGGGCUGUUGUUAAAGAUGAAACUUCACUAACAACAUUCAGUACCAAAUCUGAAGUUGAUGAAACAUGUGCACUGCCUGCAACUAAGAUUAGCCGUGUAGAGACCCAACCUGCAGUAAUGCCAUAUUCUAAAGAGACUCCUUCAAAUCCAGUGGCCACAGUGAAAGCAGAACGACAGUGGUGUGAUGUGGGAAUUUUUAAAAAUAAUACAGCUUUGGUGAGCCAGUUUUAUUUGCUGCCAAAAGGGAAGCAAAGCAUCUCAAAGGUAGGAAAUGCAGACGUACCUGACUACAGUUUACUUAAGAAACAAGAUCUUGUUCCAGGCACAGGGUACAGAUUCAGGGUUGCUGCAAUCAAUGGUUGUGGAAUAGGCCCUUUCAGCAAAAUCAGUGAAUUUAAAACUUGUAUUCCUGGUUUUCCUGGAGCUCCUUCUGCAGUCAGAAUUUCAAAGAAUGUUGAGGGUAUCCAUCUUUCCUGGGAACCUCCAACUUCACCUUCUGGAAAUAUUUUGGAAUAUUCAGCCUACUUGGCUAUCCGCACAGCACAGAUACAAGAUAAUCCAAGUCAACUUGUGUUUAUGAGGAUUUAUUGUGGUCUUAAAACAUCAUGUAUAGUAACUGCUGGGCAACUUGCAAAUGCACAUAUUGAUUAUACAUCCAGGCCUGCUAUUGUGUUCAGGAUAUCAGCAAAGAAUGAAAAGGGAUAUGGACCGGCUACACAAGUUCGAUGGCUUCAAGGUAACAAUAAGAAAGCAUCUUUAAAUUGAAUUGUUUUUUUACUGAAGCUAUUGUAAUGAUGAUUAUUUAUUAGUAACUGGUUAUGAAGAUUUGUCAUUUAAAGGAGUAUUCUCUGACUGUAUUUCUAGCAGUUAUGAAUUUGAGUUUGUAAGUUGUUCUUAAAAUGUAUUUGCUCAAUUCUAGAUCCAAAUAAAAAUAGAAAAGAAGCAAAGACUCUGAAAAUUAGUACAUUGGCUCUUCCUUACAGGUAUAGCUCUUUUAUAAAGAAAAGUAGUAAAAUUAAGAUAAAAACUAGAAAGCUUUAUUACCCCAAUAUCUUUUAUAAAGCCUAUGUAAACCAGUCAUCCUAGAGUUAUUGAGAUGAUUCUAGUAACUGGCUGUUGUACACUAUGCUGUCAUAUAAAGUAAAUAUUCUCUACAUUGUAAAUUCCCUAUCUUUGAGUAUUCCUUAUAUCUUUAUUCUAUAUGAGCAAUGGUCUUCUAACAACUAUCUUCUAUUGGAUAAUAUUUGUGAUACUAAUUUUAGUAGCCAUUUGACUGUUCUGUUUGUUUACAGUUAGCACAAAGCUUAAGAAAUUAAAAAAGAAAGAGACAAAUUUAGAAACUCUGCUUUUGAAGUUUUUAUUAUUUUCCCAGAAUCAUGAUAAAAUACAAAAAAAUAAUGAGUUUUCUUGAUUCUUAUCAGGAUGAUAUAUUUGAAUACAUUUUUGGCCAAAGGCACUUAAACUUAUUUGGCUCUCUUUUUCUUCACUGACAGAUGAAGGAGUUAUAAUAGUUUACCUUUAAAGUCCCUUUCACCACUAAAAUUUUGUAUUUUCAUUAGAAGUGAAGUAUAUCCCUGAACAUUUUAAUCUGUCCUAAUGGCUCUAACUUUGCUUUUGCUAAAAGUAAAAUCUUCAUAAUUUAAAAUUCAAAAUUAAAGUAUAUGUCCUCCUAUUGCAGAAAGAAAUAAGCACCUUAACAGGACACAAAUUUUGAAAUAGUGUUUUAAACAUUUGUAAGAUUUUUGUAAAUGCUCUAAAUGUUUUAUUUUUGCAUUGUUUUUACCUCAAAAUUGUAUAAACUUUUUUACAAUGGAAAUGUAAGCAUUAGACAGCUAACUCAGGUUCCAUUACAACCUUAAAGAUACAGAUAGGCAUUAUGAACACUCUGCUACAGGUAACUUGUUUUGAACCUUUUAGGAAUUUCAUGGUUCCACUGCCUAUUCAAAUCUGGAACGAAAAUACAGAGCAAUAAUUGCAGAGAAGAUAUUUCAAACUAAGAGCUGCAUACUGCAGGGGCACAAGUCUAUCUUUUUUUAUACCACAUAACCUUAUGCCAGUUUAGGUUGACUGAGUAGCUAUGUCCUCAAAUUUCCUGUAUAGUACCCCCAGCAAAGAUGGAUUUAAUUCUGCAGAAUUGAUAUAUAUGUGUGUUCCAGUUACUAAUUUAAAGUGUAUAGAAUAUUUUAAUAUAUAAAUUUUGUAAAGAACUGGGAUUUUUAUACUACAGUAUUUGUAAUUAAUGUGUCUCACUAAUUUUCUCUUGAAGAAAAUAUGCAAACUGUUAGACACAUAAUGAGUGGUUUCUGAACUCUAAAGAUAAAAUAAAUGCACUACUAUGGUGUUGUUAGAAUACCUUUUUUGUGGCUGUAUGAAUCUUUAAUCUUUAAAUGUGUACUUUACAAUGUUUACAAGGAGCUUCUCUGGUUUGUUAUCCCAGUAACGCCCUUGGUGAGAGCUUCAUUCUGCAUUUGUUUAACUCAUAUGCUUUGCUUUUGGCAUAUGCUUGCUUUUUGCACUAGUAGAAUUUUAACUUACCUCAUUGUUAUGUUUGUAAUCAUUUGUCUAGCUUCUGUAACGUGUCUCAUAUAGGCUAAACAAAUACUUAACCAAAGUUAAAAUACAUGGUAAGCAAUUUUGCACAUAUUAAAUGCUAGGGUUUGUUGUGUAUAUGUGUGUGCUUAGUCAUAAAAAGAAUAAGAAUGGAAAGUUUUAGUAGGUAUAUGUUUCAAACCCAGUUAUUUUAAUGAUCCAUUUGCUUUAACAGAAAAAGUCUGGCUUUUAACCCCUUCUCUGUAUUAAUUAACAGUUUGCAUCUUAAAGCACUUCUCUUAAUGACAAAGAAUUCGUAAAUUUUAAGCAAAGGAUAGAAUAUUUGAAUGUGCACAUCUAUACCUAUUUUAGUAUUUGAUUUAGUUUACUUUGCUUAAAUGCCUCUAUUGUUCUAGACCAGAAGUGAAUAUGAAUCUGUGGCUCUAACAUAAUGACUUUUUAGAGUGAAGGACAGUCUUUCUGUACCAAGGAAUUUGUUGAAAUAAUAAAUGUAAAAGUAAAAAACAUUGAGAAUUAGCCCAGAUUCUGAUUUUUGGGCCAUUUGUACCUUAAGCACCAGUCAUAUUAUCUCCCUGAUAAGGGACUGGUGACUGAAAAAUGCCAUUAAGAAAUCUUUGUGGCUUUGACGUUAAUAGUUAAUAUGAGAUCUUAAAGUUGUGUGUUCAUGAAUAGAAUGGAUUGGGGUAAAUAAUAAGGGAAGUGCAUUUAGCUUCUUAUGAUUUGCACAUUUUCUAAGUGGCCAUCCCUUUCUGUAGCAGUGAGCUAUAUCAUGCAGCUAUAUCAUGGGAGGACUUACAAUGAGUUAAAUUACUUUUUUUACUCUUCCCAGUUGGAUAAGCAGUUCAGAUGUAACAAGCCUUUGUGCCACAGUCCUCUUCCUGUGCUCUGCAAUUUUGGUUCACAUAAAUAGUAAAAGUAUUUUUGAUGUUGCAUGCUCUUAGAAUUAUGUUUUCUAAAUAUUGUAUUGACUUCAUUUUAGUUUAGUAAACUUUUUUGGCAAUUUAAUUAGAAAUGGAAUAUAUAUAAACUCAAUUCUAUCUGCAUUUUUUAAAAAAAAUUGAAAUAAUCUGAUUGCAUGUAUGAGGCACCCUUGCCCCAUUACCCAGAUACAUAAAUAUAAUCAUCUAUAGGAAGGUGAAACUGUUCAUCCAUUAUUUCAAAAACUUAUAGCCUAGCAAAGAUUCAUUCUGAUUAGAGAUAUGGUCUACUAUAACUAAAGAUAUUUUUAUUUUAAAAAAUUACAGCACUUGUAACAUAAAAAUCAUUUGUAACAUUGGAUAUGAAGAGAUUAUUAGUAUUUAAAAUUAUUGUAGUCAUCUGAUCAUAAAUGAAGUAGAUUGCAAAAUAGACUUGGUCUUUGACCAUUUAAGGUGUAACUGUUGUGUUUUCCAAGACUGAUUUUAGGCAGUUUUAUGUAUCGUGUACCAAUGAUAUGUAAAAUAAAGCACCUUUUCUACUAUAA
Messenger RNA from Microcebus murinus (gray mouse lemur), 5987 nucleotides. NCBI's taxonomy places the organism in Eukaryota, Metazoa, Chordata, Mammalia, Primates, Cheirogaleidae. The record is from RefSeq and is a predicted model, not a curated record.